Candida tropicalis MYA-3404 is the source of this 1110-nucleotide messenger RNA. RefSeq lists its product as uncharacterized. NCBI's taxonomy places the organism in Eukaryota, Fungi, Ascomycota, Pichiomycetes, Serinales, Debaryomycetaceae. The record is from RefSeq and is a predicted model, not a curated record. The transcript has a single exon. The coding region runs from base 1 to 1110 and encodes 369 amino acids.
AUGUUAUCAGUACAAAAAUCCAAACCAUUAAUAUCACAGUCUACAAUUAAAUUUGUGGUCAGAUUUUUAUGGAACUCCAAGAAUGGUGUCUCUAAGAAUAUACCACCUCGUCAACAACAGUCGGAAAACAUUGCUUUAGCAGAUGCGUUAAAUUUAUUGGUAAAAUCAACAGAAGAAGUGAAACGUCCCUCUUUAUACGACUCAUUAACUCAAGGUCCAGUAGAAGAGCAGUUGAAUAGUGUCAAAGUGAAAAUUUCAGAAACGCAAACACACGUGUCUGAUCAGCUCAUUGCUAAUAUUUUACAAGGUAUUAAAUCAUCAAAUAUUGAUUCAUUACAAGAAAAAAUCAACUAUUCACAACUAUAUGAAAUGAAUUCCCGUGAUUUGAGUUCAUAUAUUGCUGGAAUAACUUCAGAGCAGACUUUGUUUGAAAUUUUGGAAACAUUCUAUAACCAUAAGAAACUAAAUAUUCGUGUAUUGACUAACGUGUUAUUGAAUAAGAACCUCAAACAUUUGGAGAAGUCACCAAUUAGCCAUUUGCAACUAAGGGAAUAUACCGAGUUUAAUAGUUUGGAUAUUACCAAGCUCGAGAUAAUUUUAUUAAAGAAAUAUCAUGAUUUGAAACAACCUUUGAACGUUAUAAGGUUAUUGAAACAGAAUUUGGAUUCAAAAUAUGUUCCUUUGAUUAAAUCACAAGAGUUGCCACCAUUCUAUGAACGUAUUAUAUGGAGAUUUGUGUUUGAAUAUUUGAAACAGUACAAAGAGUUGCAUUACAUUGAACAAUUGAACAACAUAAAGUCAAGUUUUAUCAUCUGGGAAGCUAGCACGAAGAACAGUAACUUGGUGGCUAGGGACAUUCUUGCAUUCCACAAGGAUUUGAAUGAAUUACAGAAACACUUUUUAAAAAUUGCUAGUGCUGAUAACUUGUCACAUAUUCAAUUAAGACGACUCAAGAGAAUGUCAAUCAAAUAUAAGAUUUCUCGCUUAGACCCAGUUGAUACUGCACUUUAUGAAGGUUUGAAUGAUGUUUUGGAGAGUGAGUUUAAUCCCUUGCAGUCGACAGAACAGUUGCAGGCCGACGAAGAGUCAGUACGUAAAGUGUAUGUAUAG